Syngnathus acus (greater pipefish) is the source of this 2803-nucleotide messenger RNA. RefSeq names its product tubulin monoglycylase TTLL3-like. The record is from RefSeq and is a predicted model, not a curated record. Gene Ontology annotation, biological process: cilium movement; cilium assembly; protein polyglycylation. Gene Ontology annotation, cellular component: cilium. NCBI's taxonomy places the organism in Eukaryota, Metazoa, Chordata, Actinopteri, Syngnathiformes, Syngnathidae. Gene Ontology annotation, molecular function: protein-glycine ligase activity, initiating.
UGGACAGAUUAGAUUUGAUUUGAUUGAUUGAUUGAUUGAUUGAUUGAUUGAUUGAUUGAUUGAUUGAUCUAAUUCCAAAUCAGAUGUUAGCUCAUAAUGGUAAUCAUUAUCUUCACAUUUUGUUUCAGACAUGGCACCAGUUGAGGUUAAUGUACAUUGUAGCUAUCCAUCUACCAAGCUGGAAAAGAUGAGAACAGCAAAAGCCCUCGUAGAGAAAGCAGUCAAGGCGCGGAAAGUGUUUUCAGUGCAGGGGCGCCAUCCUGUGAUUCGUGCCGGUUUACGGGCCAGAGGGUGGGUGGAACGUUAUUUGCCCAACGUAGGCUACGAUUCGCCUCGCUGCCAGAGCGAUAAGGACAAGGAUGAAGAUGACGGCAGCAUUGGAGCAAAAAAUAAUGCGAGAGGCGAUGGCGGUGAGCAAGAUGACCUUGACAAAAUGCAUGAGUUUAUGUCUCGCCUUGUUCGAAAUGAAAGGAUUUCUUUCUACUGGAGCUCCUGUUACGACACCAGCCGUUAUCGCUCCUUUACACGGGAUCAAAUAACCAACCACUAUGCCAACACUCGAACCUUCACCACCAAGGUGGGCCUCUGUGUGAACCUGCGUAACCUAAAAUGGUAUGACACCGAAGACCCCGACGCCUUCUUUCCGAGAUGUUACAGGCUUGGGGCUGAGGAAGAAAGAGAUGCAUUCAUUGACGACUUCAGAAGGACAGCGUGCAGCAGUCUGCUGAAGCACGUGGUGGAGAUGAGCAUGACGACAAAAGGGCACAGGCGAAACAAGGAGGGGGAUGAUAAAGCCGUCAUCGGGCCAGGUGGGAGGCUGGGUGCGAAAUUUGACACGGAGAAGGUGGUGAAUAUUUGUUAUCCCCACUGUCAGUGCAGGGUGAUCGAUACGGCCUUGCAAAGGUGUCAGGAGUAUCUGAGUGUCGUAGCGCACAGCGACAUUGAUGUAAUUGUGAAACCUCCGCCUUGCGUGGAGGAAAAUCAAUGGAAUUGCUUUCUACAAAACUACUACUUGGUUGUGCAUGGAGGAGCAUUGAUCAGAAGUAGUGCUGCUUUUGUGGAACGCUGCCAAGCCAUGUUGGUCCGAAUAAAGGAAGUCUGUCCUCAGACGGACAUUGAUGGAGUCAAUAACAUCUGGAUUAUAAAACCAGGUGCAAUGUCCAGAGGAAGAGGUAUUGUCUGCAUGAAUCGCUUAGAUCAGAUUUUAGCUCUGGUAGAGUCAGACAGAGCAUUGGUGAAAGAUAGCAAGUGGGUGGUUCAGAAGUACCUGGAACGUCCUCUCUUGGUCAACGGAACCAAGUUUGAUCUGCGUCAGUGGUUUCUCGUCACUGACUGGAACCCCCUGACUGUGUGGUUCUAUAAGGAGUGCUACCUGAGGUUCUCAACUCAGCCCUACUCGACAAAAAAACUUGAUAGCUCAGUCCAUUUGUGCAACAAUGCCAUCCAGAAGCACUUCCAGCCAUCACAUAAACGCCAUCCAAGCGUCCCCAUGGACAACAUGUGGUCCAGCUCCGACUUUGAGGAUUUUCUGGAGAAGCAGGGCCGUGGGAAACAGUGGGACACAGUGGUGGUCCCGGGUAUGCAGCAGGCUGUGGUCCACGUCUUACAGACGGUGCAGGACCUGGUGGAGCACCGCAAAGCGACUUUUGAGUUAUACGGUGCUGAUUUCAUGUUGGGGAAUGAUCUGAGGCCUUGGCUCCUUGAAGUCAACAACAAUCCCACCAUGGCCUGCACCAGCAUCGUCACAGCUCGCCUAUGCCCCGCCGUGCAGUUGGACACUCUGAAGGUGGUGCUGGACAGACGGAACAAACCCAACGCCUUUACGGGAGGCUUCCAGUUGAUCUACAAACAGCCUGCAGUUGAACCCCCGAAGUUUUGUGGAGUGAGCCUUCUAGUGAAAGGAAAGCACAUCAAGAAACCUAAAUCUACAAAGCGCAGAUCAAGGCUUAGUUCUACUAGGUCUCGCUUGACCCAGUCUUCCAAGGGUAGUGAAAUUAUGAGUAAAGAGCAAGUGAAGUCAUGCGAGACGGAACAAGAGAAGAAGUCUUGUCCUGAGAAAAAGAAGAAACCUUCUCCAAGAAAAGAACAUCAGGAAAGAGAAGCGGUCCACAGUGCCGAUUUGGUGUCAGAACAACAUGCGGUGGGGGACCACACUGAAGCCAGGAAGCGAUCCCAAUGUUUGAGUCGGAAUCAUGGCAGCAGAGGAACCCCACUUGCCCAACGCAGCACCCGCCCUUGCAGUGUUUCACCUGUAUGUAAAUCUCCAAUUAUACCAAAUCUGCAGAGGUCCUUCCUUCCUGGGAACUUUCCGAGCCUUGUCACCGGCCCCAAAAUAUGCAACUUCUUUCAGUGCAGAUCAGCUCGCCGUCCUGUGGUGAAAAAGCGAAUAUGCUAAUAAAAUGUCAGUGAAUUUGACAACAGUAGAUGGAGUUGAAAAGAACCUGUUUCUAGGUCAUAAAGGUCAUCUUGAAUUUUUUUUUUAUAAAAAAAAAAAAAAAAAACAUUAUUAAUGAAAGAAGUAUUAAACAAAUGUUUUGAGAUCUUUGAAACCAUUAAGGAAAAUGUAACUGCAUUACGUAUUCGAGAUUGGGAAACAAAUUGUAAGAUGUGAGUAUAUCCACGAGAGGGCGCUACAUUCUCAGAAAAACUUGAACCCAGGACACGUUCACUGACAGUACACAAGACGGCAGAGUAACCUCACGAAUAGUUACAAAGUUGUUGUCAUGCAAACUGAACUGGGUAGAAAAUGUACCUAAAAUAAAAUGUAAUAAAAACUCAUACAGUAAUUCCUGGCAUUCAAUCA